UCUCAACGAGGAAACUUAAAUAUUGAGAAGCGGGUAAGGUGAGCUGAAACUUAGUAACUAUGAGGUCAAUCACAGCUUCAUUCCGACGGUAGCUACAUAUCCACUGGCAAGCCAGGUGAGAGGCGCCUUCCAGGAAACGGCCAGAUUCACUAGCACAGCUGAAUGGCUUAUCAUUUCAAAACUCUUGCCUGUAGUUUCCACUAAGGCGAUUCUUCGCUCGCGCGCUUGGAAACAUAGCGGGUCUGCGCGUACGAUGAGCAGCGUCGGUUCGUGAGAGCCGCUUAUAAAUGUCCACUAAACCGGAUAGGGACCCACAGGUAGAUGCGACCCACCUGGAUUCCCGCAAAGCAGAAUGGGCUGAAGACGCUGACGGACGGGAGGCUCCAGCGCCUCGCAGGCUCGGCCGCAGCCCGAAGUGCGCUCGCUGCAGGAACCACGGCGUCGUGUCGCGCCUCAAGGGCCACAAGCGCCUGUGUCGCUGGCGUGACUGUCAGUGCGCGAACUGUCUGCUGGUCGUGGAGAGGCAGAGAGUGAUGGCAGCGCAGGUCGCCCUCCGGAGACAGCAGGCCACAGAGGGUAAAAAAGGUCAAAAAAACACCUCUGUUCUCAGACGUACAGCUUACCAGCGCUACACGAGGGCACCUAGUCUCCUGGCAAAGAGUAUUCUAGAGGGCUACAAGCCGCCUGUGUCAGAGGACUGGCCAAAAAGACUCCACCAACCCCCGGUCAGUGUUCGUAUGAGGAAGAGGAGAGCGUUUGCAGAUAAAGAGCUGGAGACUGUGAUGCUGGAAAGAGAGCUGAGGCAAAGAGAGAUGGAAGAGUUGCCUGCGCUCCUCCUCCAGGCCGUGGUGCCGUCCGCUCCCUCUCCGUAUUUUUUCCCGUUGUCAGACCCGAUCAUGCCCACAUACAUAUCCAAAAGCGGCCCUCCUUUGACUGACUGUGAUCUCCCUCACCAUCAACACGCGCUUAAAUCCAAGACUCUAGAUGCACUGACAGACAGCGUCUCUCUGAGAGUGUGCGAGAACUGGGACGUUUUCAAUGCGAUUCGGCCUCCGCCGCGCCGUUACAGCGCAAGCCCGGGCGUCAACAUGGUUAAAAACAUACCGGACAGCGGGUUUUCUGAUAUGUCUGUCAAACCGAGAAGUGUAGUUGUUGACACUAUGUCAAAGCGAGACAUUCCUCCCUCGCCGAAUAUGCAAGACGUGCUGGUACGGUCUAAAUCGCCCUACAAACGCUCCAGGUCACUGGGACUCGAGGCAUCUGUGCGGAUGGACCAUACGGAGGGCGCAAACAAAAACCCCGUCAAAAAAGCUGUAACACAGCCAUUACCGUUUUCUGUAGAGGCAUUGCUCAUGAGAUAAAAGCUAACAAUGUACAAUAGCUUUCAGUUUGUUAGCAUAAUGUAUUACAUUAAUAUACUUUACAUUAACAGCCAAUGUCAUUUUUUACACUGUUUAUUAAUGUUGUUUAAUGUUAAUAUCUACGUACACUAAUACACUUUUAACAUCAUGACCUGCUGUAUUACGAAUGAACUUUACGAAUUAACAGUGAACAGCAGCAUUUUUUAUAAAGGAACGUGAAUAUAGAUUAUGAAAUGCUGUUAAAAAGCUAAUUGGUAGUUCAUUAAAUCUGAUGUAUUAAGUGACGUUAACUAAGCGAUGAAACUUUUUUGUAAAUUGAAAUUUAAACAGCUGAGCUUUUUUAAAAAAAUAAAUAAAUAAAUAAUUUUCAAGCAAGCAGAGGAAAAUGAUCAAACGCUUUCUUAAAUUUGCACACUCUUCAUCAGGGGCUGGGAAAUACAGUUUAUUUUAGGGAAUCUCUUCACUUGAACACAUGUGUUUGUGCUUUCAGUUAGUGUCCAUUUUUAUGCAAAGCUGAGGUUUUAGGUUUGAGGAAUCAAAUGGUUGGGAAAAACAACCCCUAGCAACUGUGAAAUGGACUAGUUUGUAGCUUGGCAUGCAAGUUUUUAAAGAAGCUUCCCCAACACUGCACUGAAAAGUUCAAUAAUCAAUAACUUUCUUGUUUAAUAAAAUACUUUUGAUUAGAACACUUUUGAUUCAUUUCUAACUAAAGUUAUUCAAAUGUAUAAUCCUGUUGAAAUCAACUAUAUGAAAUUGUUAAAUGCCUAGCAUAAAAUAUAAAUGCAUCUUUUAUACUUUAUUCCCUUUUCUUCCAGUUUUCUGUUUCACAAUAUUUGAAUUUUAUGUUUUCUGCUUUAAAAAAAAGACUGACGUUUCUUUCUAGUAUGCGUAAAUAGUCAUGAUUAACCAUGUUUCUGGAGUUUUUCAUAUAUUUAAAUUCCAAAUCUGAAAGUCUGAUGUAAACCCAUAGGUAGCCGAGGAUCAAAUGAAA
Molecule: messenger RNA, 2352 nt
Organism: Puntigrus tetrazona (Sumatra barb)
Lineage: Eukaryota; Metazoa; Chordata; Actinopteri; Cypriniformes; Cyprinidae
Gene: dmrt2b
Product: doublesex and mab-3 related transcription factor 2b
Exons: 3
Coding region: 288-1361 (357 amino acids)
Biological process (GO): regulation of transcription by RNA polymerase II; sex differentiation
Cellular component (GO): nucleus
Molecular function (GO): DNA-binding transcription factor activity, RNA polymerase II-specific; RNA polymerase II cis-regulatory region sequence-specific DNA binding
Source: RefSeq, a predicted model, not a curated record